CUGUAGUGACGUCAGCUCGUGGAACUUGUCACCCACAGUGGCAAGAUGGCUACGGAACCAAAUAAGACCGAAAUCCUGACGAUUUUCAAAAGAUUGAGAUCAAUUCCCUCAAACAAGGCUUGCUUCGACUGCGCUGCCAAAAACCCGAGCUGGGCCAGCAUCUCGUACGGCGUGUUCCUGUGCAUCGACUGCUCCGGCAUCCACCGCUCGCUGGGCGUCCACCUCAGCUUCAUCAGAUCCACAGAGUUAGACUCCAACUGGAACUGGUUCCAGCUCAGAUGCAUGCAGGUCGGAGGGAACGCCAACGCGGUGAGUUCGCAGCUCGGAGGUCAGCUGAUGUUUGGCCUCCUGGCGCCAUGCAGCCAUUCUUUUCUUCUCUCUGUUCAGUUUUCUAAUGAGUGGAGCAUAGCGCCCCCUGCAGCGCAGAACGGAGCCGCCGUUUCGCCCCAGCUGACCGACUCGGCGCCUAAAGCCCAGGAUGACGGCCAACCAGAGGACGGGCCGAGCAUCGACGGCCUGAGCACGUCGCCCAAAGCCUCCAUCGCUCCUUUCAMGUCUUGCGGUGUGCAUCUGUUGCUGCAGCUCGGAGCAAAGAAAGGUCUGGGUGCGCAGAAGGUGAGCAGCAAAAGCUUCUCUGAGGUGGAGAAGCAGGCGCAGGUGGCCGAGAAGCUGAGGGAGGAGCAGGUGGCCGAGGCCAAGAAGCAAGCCGAGGAGUCCAUAGUGGCGUCCAUGCGGCUGGCCUACCAGGAGCUGCAGAUCGACAGGAAGAUGGAGGAGAAGAAGCUGCAGAACCUGGAGGGGAAGAAGAGGGAGCAGGCGGAGCGGCUGGGGAUGGGCUUCGGCGGCCGCAGCGUCGUGUCUCACUCCGUGAUGUCAGAGAUGCAGGUGAUCGAGCAGGARACGCCGGCGGGAGCCAAGACGUCGUCCCGCUCCAAACUGGACCUGUUUGACGAGCCGGGAUUCACCUCCGGACCCCCAAAGUACAAGGACAACCCGUUCACGGUGGGAGACGGYUUCGGGUCGCGGUGGGACGCCGACGGCGGCACCGCCUCGUUCACCGCCGCCUGGGCUCUGGAGAAGGACGAGCCCAAGGAGGAAGUCACCAUCUCCAGCAUCCAGCCAAUCGGAGAGAGGCUGCCCACUUYUGGUACCAGUUCCAGCUGUAGUGGGUCCAAACGGUGGAACAGCACAGAAAUCGUCCCUGUUAGCCGAUCAGUCUCCGAUCGGCUAACAGGGACUACUUUCAGCAGCGGACUCAGCRCUGUGCUYCCUCCCACAGGCCGGGUUUCGGGUUUGGACAGCGUUCUUCCCUCCGGCCCGGACAUGGCCCAGUUCAAGCAGGGGGUGAAAACCGUGGCGGGGAAGAUGGCCGUCCUCGCCAACGGCGUGAUGAACACCAUCCAGGACCGCUACGGGUCGUACUGACCGGCGCCGGCAGAACCAUCCGGCAUCGCUCCAAACGGACGUGCGCGUUUGGGGCGAGGAGACGGGCGAGACGCGGGAAGGCUUGCAUGGGAAAGACGGCGUCCCCCGUCCUGUCCUCCACUAGAGACAGUAUUUCUUCCCUCAUUAGCAGAAUUGUGACUUUUAUUUUCAUAAACCAUCAGAAAGUAUCGAAUCUUUUCUAAAACAGCCGUUUUUCUGUCCACAACCUGCUGGUCGUAGAUUUUCAACCUGAGGACUUAAAUCUUUAUUUUCUUUAUCCAGAAAUUAAUGUGAUUUUGAUUCAUAACAUUUAAAGUUUUUGUUUUAUUGUGAUAUUAAAAACAAGGCGCCGUGUUUUCUUCAUAAAUCCAUCAUGUUUAAAAGCUGCUGACUUUCAGUUGAGUUUGGUUGUUUCUCUUCUGUAAGAAGCACCGAUUUCAGACCAGUCCUGAGCCGACGGCCGGGCAAUACGGAGACAAAUCAGGGCCARAAAGUUUGUUGAAAAAAUAAAAUAAACGAGAAGUUUUAAACUUCCACCAGUUUAAAAGUAAUUUUUUGAGUUUAAAAUCUUUUAAUUUUUUUUUUUUGGUUGAAAUAAAUUUAGUUAAUUUUUUUUCCCAGUUAAUCGUUUAUUUUCAGUUUCCAAAUAUUUUUUUCAGUAACUUUUUAUUUUAAAUAUUUUACAUUUUAAAAAUAUAUAUUUCUGUUCCAGAUUUUAAAUUAUUUUCCUUUUUUUAAGCAGGUUUUAUGGCCCUUAUUUAGCUCCAUACUGCAUCUCUGACCUCUGCUGACAAACAGCUUAGCCCUGAUGCAAACCUCCAGGUUGGCCCAGCAGAGGUCAGAGGUCACAGCUCAUGGAYGGCGGAUCUGACUAUGCAUCCUGACUGUCUGAACCUCAAGUCUGCUAUAAAUUACCUCAGAUUCAGUUUUUACAGUUUUAAAUCUAAAACCUCUCAGAUCGKUUCCGUUUCAGAAACGGUUCGAUGCGACGAACCCGGACCGGGUCGCUGAACCGGGCCGCCGGGUCCUGAGCAGACUCGACGUUCAGCAGAUGUUUGCUUUCUUUGCCCCGAUAGAACCCAAUCACUGAAAGGAUCAAGAUAUUUAUUUGUAGGCUACGAACAGAACCGUAUCCAGUAUGUUAAUAAAGAUGGAAAACCCUCAGA
This is a messenger RNA of Poecilia reticulata (guppy), 2591 nucleotides long. NCBI's taxonomy places the organism in Eukaryota, Metazoa, Chordata, Actinopteri, Cyprinodontiformes, Poeciliidae. The record is from RefSeq and is a predicted model, not a curated record.